ACCUUAUCAAAACGUUUUACCUACCAAGAUUAUCUACAGUGGUUUUAGAAUCAAAUUUAAUCCUAAUCUAAUCAGUAAAUGAUCCUUUUACGAUUUGCAUAUUUACAAGUUAAUUUUGAAGUUAAACCAAAAGAUUUGAUUUACCUACACAACGGAAUAUGAGUGGAUGACUGGAUGCAUCAAUUAUUACGGAAAAUUUUAAAAGACGCAGUUGCCUGAAGGAUCAUCAUUUGUUAUCGUUCAUUUUUUUACACCGCUCUUUAUAUUUUACAAGCCAGAUCCGUCAUGUUUAAUCUGUAUUAAAAAAAGUUCAUAAAAAACAUACAAUGUGUAUCGUGUUUGAUUAUUUGCCAGAACAAGAGGGUCCUGCCAAACAUUUGUGGCUUCGUUUGUGGCGAACUCAACAAGAUUUAGAUAAUAUGAAUAUUAAGGAUACGGACAUCGAUGUCGAAGCCCUAAAUACCAUUAAUACUCAGAAUCAAGCAAAUAUAACAAUCAUGAACGGUAAAAGUGAUAAUAGUAACAAUUUUUUGCCGCGAAGAAGAAAAUUCGAUAACCGUGCGAGUACAAGGGGAAUGGGUCGCUAUCCUGAAAAGGUUGUAGGCGAAUUCGGCGGCUGCCCUUGGCGUAAAGAGAAUUAUAAUUACGGAAGGGGUAUAAUUGGGUGAGUAUUAAUCCCUUUAA
Photinus pyralis (common eastern firefly) is the source of this 684-nucleotide messenger RNA. RefSeq lists its product as uncharacterized. NCBI's taxonomy places the organism in Eukaryota, Metazoa, Arthropoda, Insecta, Coleoptera, Lampyridae. The coding region runs from base 327 to 668 and encodes 113 amino acids. The record is from RefSeq and is a predicted model, not a curated record. The transcript has 2 exons.